Molecule: messenger RNA, 2191 nt
Organism: Phalacrocorax carbo (great cormorant)
Lineage: Eukaryota; Metazoa; Chordata; Aves; Suliformes; Phalacrocoracidae
Source: RefSeq, a predicted model, not a curated record
CCCGCCCUGCCCCCGCCCCCGGCGGAGUCUCGGCUCCGCGGCCGGGCCGGGCCCCACCGCGACCCCCGGGACCGGCACCGAGUGGCCCCCGGGCGAUGGAGGCCAGUGCCCCCCCUGCGCCCCGCUGCACCCUGGAGCACCGGCCCCCCUACGAGCCUGUCCCAGCCGCCCUCUGCGCCCUCGGUGCCCUCUUUGGCCUCGUCUGCGGCUGCUUCGGGUACCGCUGCUUCAAGGCCAUCAUGUUCCUCUCGGGGCUGCUCUUCGGCUCCACCGUCAUCUUCCUCCUGUGCUACAAGGAGCGGGUGCUGGAGACGCAGCUGAGCCUGGAGGCCAGCGCGGGCAUCGCCCUGGGCAUCGGGCUGCUCUGCGGGCUGGUCACCAUGCUGCUGCGCAGCGUCGGGCUCUUCACCACCGGGCUGCUGCUGGGGCUGCUGCUGGCCACGGCCGCGCUGGUGGCGGCGGCGCCGGUGCUGCCGCCGCCGAGCCCCUGGGUGCCGGCGGGCAGCCUGCUGGGGCUGGCGCUGCUCUGCGCCCUCCUGGCGCUGCAGUGGCCGAAGGCGGUGACCGUCCUCUCCACCGCCGUCUUCGGUGCCGCCGUCGUCGUGGUCUGCGCCGACUACUUCGUGGAGGCGCUGGCGUUGGUGCUCUACGUCUACGACCGGCUGCGGCUGGCGCCGGCGGGGCCGCUGUGCUGGCACAGCUGGGUGGUGCUGGGCGCCUGGCCGGCGCUCAGCCUCCUCGCCGUCCUGCUCCAGUGGAAGCUGACGGCUGACGGCUUCUCCCACACUGAUGUCAUCCUCAGCCGGCGGCAGAAGCGGCUGCAGCUGCUGCGCAUCCGGCAGAAGGAGGCCAAGCGCCGGCAGAGCCUGGCCCCCCCCGAGGGCACCUACCGCCGCAAGCCCCCCCCCGUCAAGCGCUACGCGGGCGACGUGCUGGCCCCGGUGAGUCCGUGCCCCGGCGAGGCUGUGCCGGUGGCCGCGGGGCCGCGCUGACCCCCGUGUUCCCCCAGAGCUACAUCCGGAGCCUGCGGGACCGGCAGCUGGAGAGCGGGACCGCGCCGGGCCCCGCCGCCACCCCUGAUGCCGACUGCGGCUCCACCACACCCCUCACUGCCCCCCCGCCCCGCCGCCGCCCCUGAGCACCCCUGAGCGCCCCACCGACGUGCCUUGGGGGUGCUAGGGCCCCCCACUCCCACUGUGCCUGCCUCUUUAAAUAGGCAAAUGAGGUGCCGUAUGCCCCACCCCCGGGGUGUGGCUAAGGGGAGGCGGGGCUUUAAGGCAUGUAGGGGCUGAGGACCCCCAGGGGCUGUGGGGGGGUCCCCUGGUGUGAACCAAACCCAGUGCCCCCCCCACUGCUGCCUGCCCCACAGCCCGCCCUACCACUGCCAGCCCCAUGGCCUGCCCCACUGCUGCUGCCAGCCCCAUACCCACUGCAGCCCCUGCCCCUCGCCAGCCCCACAGAGGGCAGACCCUGGGGGGUGCAGCCCUGACCCCAUGCCCCAGCUCCCACCCAGCCUCCGGCACCAGAAGAGACCCCUUAAAAAUAAAGUUUCCCCUUUAUUUUUGUAGGACCUACCCAAGCUCUGCACACACUGUGGGCCCAGCCCAGCUCCCCCUCUGCUGUGGAGGGUCCCAAAAGCCUUAACCCCACCGCAGGGGGAUCUCACCCCACCGUGGGGCCUCUCUGGCCCCCCAGCCCUGCCCUGAGCCCCCAAAGGACCACAUCAACCCCCCUCCCACGGAAGGGCCCCCUGACCCACACCCACACUGUGCUUGUACCGGGGCUGUUGCAUUAAAGAGCAUCCUGGGGGUGCAGCGUGAGCCCCCCAGUACCGCCAGAGCUCAGCAGCCAGCAGUGAGGGGGCACAGAUGGGGACCCCUCCAGAUCCCCACCUUUGUAAGAAACAGGUCCUGCCGGGGCAGGGGGGCUGGCGCUGGGCUCUGCCCUCACCACGUCCCUCGGAGCCCCCCCGACGCGGGGAAAGGCAGAUCUGAGCUCCCGGCGCCGGGUCACUACUGCAAUUUUAUUAUUGCAUGAUUUUUAAAAAUAAAGGAAGAGAGAGGCCGCAACACAGAACACAAGGGGCUGGGAAGGUCGGGGGGGAGGGGGCCGCAGCCCCGCCCUGGACGCAGCACGGCUCCGCCCGGUCCCACCCCAAAUAAAAUUAUUAAAAACAAAAAAAAAAAAAAAA